Messenger RNA from Anopheles marshallii, 1677 nucleotides. RefSeq lists its product as uncharacterized. Lineage: Eukaryota; Metazoa; Arthropoda; Insecta; Diptera; Culicidae. The transcript is spliced from 5 exons. The record is from RefSeq and is a predicted model, not a curated record. Bases 1 to 1677 code for a protein of 558 amino acids.
AUGGUGACCUGUCAAAAGUGGUUGGUGCUGCUGCAGCUGCUCGUGGUGGGAACGCUCGCGAUACCAUCGCCAAGCAGCGCGAAGGCCCGGCAGUCGGAAUCGGAGGAUGCACCGACCGUGCGGCUCGACUCCGACACCGGUGACGAUCGUGAGCUGAAGAGCGAUGAUGACGGGUACGAUUUCCUCUCGAUCGAUCAACUCUUCCUCAACAAUCCACAGUAUCGGCAGCUGAUCAGCGAUCUGCAGGCGCACACGUUCGGUAGCAACUGGCGCCGGAAGCGUGACGUCGCAGAACACGAGCUGCCCGACGCGUUUCGCGGCGAAGAAGCGCUCAGCACGCCGCGUGCGUCCACCGUCCCGACAACGACCGCGGGAACGUCGACGGUGGCCGUUUCUUCCAGCACCGCGACCGAAACACUCGUGACCGAUGUGGCAUCAAACCGAGACAUCACGUCCGCUUCAACCACUUCCGAUCUGCCCAAGGCGGCCGCACUAACCAGCACGCCCACCAAGCCGAAGGAAUCGCUCAAGGAAGUAACGAAACCAUCCACGGCCAGUUCUGUCAGCGUGACUAGUAGCAGCAGCAGCAGCAGCACUACAACCACAACAACGGCCACCUCUACCUCCAACCGGGGAAGCUCCACCGUUGCCACCAGUGCCGCUUACGGAUCGUCCGGAUCGACGGAGUCUUCUGUCGGUCGUAACACUACAGUCGAGUUGACUACGGCGGCGGCACCGAUUCGUGCCAGUACGCCACGCCGUCUGUCGCACAAAAACAGCUCGAACAAAAACAAGAACAAGCUAUCGGCCGCGGCGGCCGCAGCACAGGCAGCAGCCAGCAAACCCACCACCACUGCGAGCGUCGGACCGAGCACGGUCAACGUGAACAAGGUCAGUGUAAGCAGCAAUGCCGUGGCCAGCAGUAGCAACCAGAUCUCGCAGCAAACAUCGCCGGCUGUAGCGAUACCGGCCACCGAAAACGGAACCAUCGCCGGACCGGUCGGGAACAAUAAAGAUAAGACUGGCCUCGCACCGACCAAGUACCAUUACUAUCCGCACAAUCAGCACAUCUACUUCCUGCCAGAAUGCGCCAUCCAGCAGGUCUGCAAUGCUGUCUACGUGCGCCUCAACUACACCCAGCCACUGUGUGCCUGCCCACCGAGAUACCGCGAUCCCUGCUCGGCUAGUUUGAACGAAGACGACAACCACACGAUCAAGCUCGUUGGCAAUCAGCAGAAGCGGGCCAUUACGUUGGCGAAGACGUGCGAAAACACGAACGAGCUGCGCGAUUGCCGUGCACCGAAGGACUGGUCGAUUCUCGCGCUGCAAAACACUCGAACCGGCAAGUCGCACUAUCUGGUUAUCUGCAAAUGCCCGCCACACUAUCGGCUCGAGGGACCGUUGGCUCACGAUCAGCCAACGUACGCCGGACUGCCCGGUAUCAACGUGUACGGUAUGCUGUGCGUACCACCGGAAACCUCCAGCUACUACGCCUCGAAGCCAGCCAAAACGCCCGCCAACGUGUACAACAAGUGGAAGAUCCCAUCGCGACAGCCGGUAUCGUCGUACCGUGCGAACUCUGCCGCCAUCAGUGCUGCCGUUGACAACGAGACUGAAUCCGUCUCCCGGACGUACCAGAGCACCACGGAUCCGGCGGCACUGGCCAACGAAGCUUAA